This is a messenger RNA of Silurus meridionalis, 2184 nucleotides long. RefSeq names its product olfactomedin-4-like. NCBI's taxonomy places the organism in Eukaryota, Metazoa, Chordata, Actinopteri, Siluriformes, Siluridae. Gene Ontology annotation, biological process: signal transduction. The record is from RefSeq and is a predicted model, not a curated record. The transcript is spliced from 5 exons. The coding region runs from base 38 to 1423 and encodes 461 amino acids.
UGCAGCGUAUUCGUUCUGCUCGUCUUCGGAAGCAAACAUGAAGUCGUCUCUGUCGGCCGUAUGGACGGCUGCGUUCAUCCUCAUCCUUCUCCCUGAGUGUGUGAGAGGGAAGGACUGCGUUUGUGAGCUGAACAACCUCCAGCGUCCUUUCCCGAUGGAGAAACUCGACUCGAUUCUCUCUGCAGCUGACCAGUGCAUGAAGAGCAUCACUUCAACACAGUUCAUGGAGGUGGAUGUACUGAUGUUGGGGGUGCAGCGGCGGCUGGAGCAGCUGGAAGAGAGCGUGUCUGUGUUGGAGAAGGAGGAUGAUGGUGGUCUGUACGGAGCUGUUUCACUGCGAAUCAUUGAGCUCGAACUCGCUGAGGUCCUGGAGCUCAUGAGUAAACUGAACAAAACCAUCAGCUCCCACAAGCAGCUCAGUCAGAGCACUGCAACCAAGCUGCAAAGCAUGACAGAAGGCGUGCAGGAGAUUGAGAGCUUCGACCUGUCGCACGUGGUGAGCAAACAGCGUGAAAAUCAGCGCAUUAAACGAGAUUUGGCUGAGUGUCAGAAUGAGCUGCAGGCCACCCAUCAGCCUCCCACUGCUCGUCCACGACGCUGUCCACAAGGCCAGUUGAUCAAUGUGACCGGCCCUAGGACUUACGCCCUCACCUCGUACGGAACCUCGUACUCUUACGGCGCCUGGGGAAAAGACCCGAAACCUGCUCCAGGGAAGGAGGACGCGUAUUGGCUUGUAGCUCUGACCUCCAGCAACGCUUUUGCCAACUAUGUACGUCAUUACAGCAGUUUGAGCACUAUACUGGUCGGUGUGGGUCAUGUGGACACCAUCAUUGCUCCUGCAAACCCCACCACAAACACCAUCUUGGGCCCUAAUGUGGUGCAGUACGGAGGUGCGCUAUACUACAACUGCUAUAAUUCACCCUCUGUGUGUCGCUUCAACAUCUCUGCCCGCUCCGUCACUAAUACACAACUUCCAAAAAACUCUGGCUUUAAUAACAAGUUUCCUUUCGGCCACUUGAACACUGCCUACAUCUACACAGACCUGGAUUUUGCCACAGACGAGUCUGGUGUCUGGGUCGUCUAUUCAUCACCAGAGAAUUUUGGCAAUGUGAUUCUUAGUGAAGUGAUAGAAGGAAGUCCUCCGUCUCUGGGUCAGACAUGGAACACGUCACUGCACAAGCGCACUGUCACGAACACCUUUAUGGUAUGUGGAGUGCUUUACGCCACACGAUUCCUGGACAAAGAGACGGAGGAGAUUUUCUACUCGUUCGACACAGAGACAGGCGAGGAGCGAUACGAUCUGAAAAUCCGCAUAAAGAAGAUGCAGACCAACAUCCAGUCUCUGAAUUAUAACCCACAAGACCAAAUGCUCUACGCCUACAGUGACGCCUACAUCGUCUCUUACAGCACUGUCUUUCAGUAAACGCUCAUCUUUACCCCUCUGAUUACAGGAUUUUUUAUACUGCUAUGGCAAUGACGGAUCUAUGAAAUUUAAUCAGUGAAAUUAAAUGAAUAAAUUGCAUACAUUUAUGACACAUUAAAUAUUUUGUGCUUUGUUAAAAUCACACCACUACAAAUGAUCAUCUUGAGCAUUCUGAGUUUCUACACCAAUAAAACAUGUCUAUGCUUCUUUAAUCAAAGACAGACAAGAGACAAUUGCUUUAUAAUGUUGAUGAAUGUGGAAAAGACAUCAGAAAGCUGCUAACUUCCCUCUGCUAAAUUCUGAUAAUUAUGUAAGAACUUAUGGAAAGCAAGGACAGCAUUAAACAGAGGUACAUUACAUACCAGUUCACUUUUAACAUACCAGUACUUUGUUAAUACAAUGUUAUAUUCAGGUAUAUAAGAUGCACUAUUGUUAGUAAAAUAAAGAGAAGAUAAUUUUAUGUCAAGUUUGAUGUCAAGCAUUAAAAGAAAAGACAGUAUUAAAACAGAUGUACAUCAGAAGAGCCAUUUUAGCCACUCUCCGACCAAAAUUAUUUGCCUGGAGACACAAAACAUAUUUGACCUUUAAACAAGUAUAACAAUUUGUUGUUUUUUGCAGAUUUAAAGCAGUUGCCAAGUUGAAACACUAGGUAGCAGUAGUGUGGUUUUUAUUGUAUUUGGAUGUUAAAAAUGUAUACUUUUUCUACUUUUUGUCACAAAAUAGAUGCUCUGAUAUUUUAAUAAACGAUUCUUUUAAAUAUC